Messenger RNA from Ahaetulla prasina, 2589 nucleotides. Its product is annotated as vomeronasal type-2 receptor 26-like. Gene Ontology annotation, biological process: G protein-coupled receptor signaling pathway. The record is from RefSeq and is a predicted model, not a curated record. The transcript has 7 exons. Gene Ontology annotation, cellular component: membrane. Gene Ontology annotation, molecular function: G protein-coupled receptor activity. NCBI's taxonomy places the organism in Eukaryota, Metazoa, Chordata, Lepidosauria, Squamata, Colubridae. Bases 1 to 2589 code for a protein of 862 amino acids.
AUGCCUAACUGUGCAAACAUUGGAAUAUUUGCAAAAAAGAUGAUGAUUUUAGUGCUUCUGCCUCAUACAGUAUGCAAAGGAAAUGCAGAGAGCUGCACUGUAAUUGAACCAAUUCCUAUUCUGCACAAAUAUUAUCAGUCAGGUAAUUUCAUCAUUGGUGGCAUUAUUCCUCAAAUCCUUAGGCCAUAUAAUCCAAUAGACUUCAGUGACCAUCCUCAUCAUGCCAUGAUUGAUGACCUAAUUGUACUGACUAAAAAUUAUCAGCAUAUGCUGGCCUUAAUAUUUGCUGUAAAGGAGAUAAAUGAACAUCCACAGAUCUUGCCUAAUUCUACAUUAGGUUUCAACAUUUAUGAUAGCUAUUAUGAAGCGAAAUGGACAUAUCACAGUGCAAUGGAACUUCUCUCCACACAGAAAAGAUUUAUUCCCAAUUACAGGUGUGACAGCCAGAAUAAUCUGGUAGUUAUCAUUGAAGGGCUUGAUAUUGAUGUCUCACUUCCUAUAGCAAAUAUUCUGAGUAUCUACAAGGUUCCACAGUUCACAUAUGCAUCCACUGCAGUGAUGAUGAAUAAUCAAAGAGAAUCACUUCCUUUCUUUCGGAUGAUUCCAAAUGAAAUUUUGCAGUAUAAGGGUAUUCUUCAGUUACUUCUGCAUUUCAAAUGGAUAUGGGUUGGAAUCUUGGCAAUAAACGAUGACAAUGGAGAUAGGUUUGUGCAGAGAAUUCUUGCAGGAUUUCCUAUGAAUGGUAUCUGUUUUGACUUCAUAAAAAGAAUCAAUAUUCCUUUCCUUGAUGAUUAUAUUAGUUCAGUUAGUGAAAUGAUUGAAACUAUUGACAAAAUUAAGAGCAGUGAAGCCAAUGUGUUGGUUCUAUAUGGAGAAACUCGAACAAUGAUAUAUUGGAGAUGGAUGUUUCGACUAUUUGAGGUAAAAGGCAAGGUAUGGAUUAUGUCAGCCCAGACUGAUCUCUUCUCCUUACCUUAUCAAAGAGAAUGGGACAUUAAAUUCAUCAAUGGAGCACUGUCUUUCACUGUUAAAUCAUGCAAACUUCCAGAUUUCCAACAUUUUUUUCAAAGCAGAAAACCUUCCAACUCAAAGGGAGACCAUUUUCUCCUAGCAUUUUGGGAACAAGCAUUUUCCUGUAAAUUUUCAAAUUCCCAUGCAACUGGGGGCAUCUGCAUGGGAGAAGAGAAGCUUGAGGAUCUUCCUGGUACAGUUUCUGAAAUGUUCAUGAUGGGACCUAGUUACAGCAUCUACAAUGCUGUUUAUGCUAUGGCUCAUGCACUUCAUUUGCUACAGAAAUCCAAAUCCAGAUAUGAAUCAAUGACACCAUGGCAGUUUCAUCGAUUGCUCAGGGGGUUUUCAUUCAACAAUAGCGGUGGAGACAAAAUUUCAUUUGAUCACAAUGGAGAAUUAAUAGUUGGGUUUGAUAUUAUGAAUUGGGUCACAUUUUCAAAUCAAACAUUUCUUAAAGUGAAGGUUGGAAAAAUGAAUUAUAUGUCCACAUCAAAACAAGAGUUCAGCAUUAAUAACCAUGCAAUCACUUGGCAUGACAUUUUCAACCAGACAUUGCCUCUCUCAGUUUGCAAUAACAAUUGUCAGAUGGGCUAUAGACGAAAAAGUCUUGAAGGAAAGCCAUUUUGCUGCUAUCAUUGCAAUCGAUGUCCUGAAGGGAAAAUUUCCAACAGGAAAGAUAUGGAUGACUGCUUUAAAUGCAAAAAAGAUCAAUAUGCAAACAAAGAUCAGUAUUUAUGUCUUCCUAAAGUCAGUACUUAUCUAUCUUAUGGAGACCCUUUGGGAAUAAGUUUAGCUUUGUCUGUUACUGCUUUUGCUGUCCUCACAGCUCUGGUGCUUGGAAUUUUUAUGAAGCAUCACAAUACUCCUAUUGUCAAAGCCAACAACCGAGAUCUCACUUAUAUUCUCCUCAUCUCUCUCCUUCUUUGCUUCCUUUGUUGUUUGUUGUUUAUUGGCCAACCCACAAAAGUAACAUGUCCCCUACGACAAAUGAGUUUUGGAAUCAUCUUCUCAGUGGCGGUUUCUUGCAUGUUAGCAAAAACCAUCAUAGUGGUUCUGGCUUUCAUGGCCACCAAGCCAGGAAACAGCAUGAGAAAAUGGAUGAAGAAAAGUCUGGGAAGUUCCAUUGUACUUUCCUGCUCCUUGAUUCAAACAUGUAUUUGUUCCAUAUGGCUUGCAACCUCCCCUCCAUUCUCAGAUGUUGACAUGCAUUCAGAAGUUGAAUAUAUAAUACUGGAAUGCAACGAAGGCUCUUUGGUUAUGUUCUAUUGUGUCCUAAGCUAUAUGGGUUUCCUAGCUAUUGUAAGUUUCACUAUAGCUUUCUUUGCCAGAAACUUACCAGAUAGUUUCAAUGAAGCCAAAUUCAUCACUUUCAGCAUGUUAGUCUUUUGUAGUGUAUGGUUAUCCUUUAUUCCAGCUUAUUUAAGUUCCAAGGGGAAAUACACAGUAGCUGUGGAGAUCUUCUCAAUCUUAGCCUCUACUGUUGGGUUGUUGGGUUGUAUUUUUUUCCCUAAAUGCUUCAUAAUUUUAUUGAAACCUCAAUUAAAUAACAAAGAUCAGUUAAUAAGACGAAUAACAUAA